GUCGGCUGCGUGGCGCCGCCCGGAGCGAAGCCGCAUUGCACCGGGGAGCGCAUGGAGCCGGCGGCCGGCCCGGCAGAGGGGGGUUGUGGCCCGAUGGAGGGGGGUACCUCCGCGGGCGGGCAGGAGCCAGGGGAACAGCAGGGCUGGGCGUGGUGGGCUGGCGGCAAUUGGAUGGCGAAGCACCCCACGUUCACAGAAAUGAUGUCCCUUGAUAUAUCUGACAGUGCUCAAAUCUAUGCUGCAUUUGUGGUGUAUCUGGACCUCUUAGAAGGGAGAAACUGGCAUGAAGUGAAGCACGUUGGAUUAGCAGAACUGCAGCUGGUGUGCUUACACGCACGUGAGAAAGAACAGGACAGUUUCCAAGUGAUGGUGCCGGUACCUGUGCACAUAUCCUUGAGCCAUGAGAGGAUCAGAGAAAUCCUGAGGAAGGCAUCCCUCCCACAGGACGACCCUGACACCCCGCUGUCAGUUACUUUGGCCAUAGUUGAGUCAGAUUCCACAACAGUCUACUACAAAGUGACUGAUGGCUUUGUGCUACCAGAUCCUCCUGACGCCGCCGAAGAGGCCAACAAUAAACAGUGGAGGAAGAAAAGAAAGAAGCUUUUCAAAUGAUCAAGGCAAACGGACUUCUCUUGAACUGCUGUCCUCAAACCUAGGCAAACCCAGGAGAGGAGAUGAGGGCUGUGCUGAAGGCUGCCCUCUGUACCUCGAGCUUCUGUUCAGUGAGUGCAGCUGCGCUGUAAUGAAAUGCCACUUAAAGCCUGCCAUGGGUCACACUUUGGGACAGAUUGCUCCUGACUAAUAAAUACACUUGUGAGAUA
Messenger RNA from Dryobates pubescens (Downy woodpecker), 821 nucleotides. RefSeq names its product tRNA splicing endonuclease subunit 15 (gene TSEN15). The record is from RefSeq and is a predicted model, not a curated record. Gene Ontology annotation, molecular function: nucleic acid binding. Gene Ontology annotation, biological process: tRNA splicing, via endonucleolytic cleavage and ligation. NCBI's taxonomy places the organism in Eukaryota, Metazoa, Chordata, Aves, Piciformes, Picidae. The transcript has 4 exons. Bases 52 to 612 code for a protein of 186 amino acids.